GAUUGAAUUAAACAAAGCGAAAAAUAUGCCCAUAUUGUCAAAAGCGAGGGACAGAAAAUAACAGACCGCACCCUCAGACUACCAACUUGUUUGCGUCGGCGUCCGAAAACCGAGACGGUUGUCGUGACACGGAAAAGAGCGAAGGGUUUUCACUGAUCCUGUGUCGUGACUGGCGAGAGAGGAGCAGGGGAGCGGAGGGAGUUCAAGAAAAUAACAAUAAAAAAAAAACGAACGCGGUCGGGAGAAUAUUUGCUUCUCAUAAUAUCAGUCUGCGAUCCCACUGGACGAGCCAGGCGCCGCUGUGAACCAGUCACUCAUCCAGGAGCUGCCAGUGCCCACUGCUACCAGCACCGCCCGCUGAGGGAAGGACAGCCGCCAUGGGGAAUAUUUUCGGGAACCUGCUGAAGAGCCUGAUUGGGAAGAAGGAGAUGCGAAUCCUGAUGGUGGGGCUGGACGCGGCCGGCAAGACGACCAUCCUGUACAAGCUGAAGCUCGGCGAGAUCGUCACCACCAUCCCCACCAUUGGGUUCAACGUGGAGACUGUGGAAUACAAGAACAUCAGCUUCACGGUUUGGGACGUCGGCGGGCAGGACAAGAUCAGACCCCUCUGGAGACAUUACUUCCAGAACACGCAAGGGCUGAUCUUCGUGGUGGACAGCAAUGACCGGGAGCGGGUGAACGAGGCGAGGGAGGAGCUGAUGAGGAUGCUGGCAGAGGAUGAGCUGAGGGACGCUGUUCUCCUGGUCUUUGCAAACAAGCAGGACCUGCCCAACGCGAUGAACGCGGCGGAGAUCACCGACAAGCUGGGCUUGCACUCGCUCCGCCACCGGAACUGGUACAUCCAGGCCACCUGCGCCACCAGCGGCGACGGGCUGUACGAGGGGCUGGACUGGCUGGCCAACCAGCUCAAGAACAAGAAAUGAGAGGGCGUUGUCUGGUGUGGGGGGGAGGUUGAGGGGGUUUGGAAGCAUCACCGCUUCAGACCCCAUCACCCCUGCCCCCGACUCCUGCCCCUCCGCCUCUCCCUCCUCGCGCUCGGCUGUCGGUAUCUGUACUCAGCCCCCCUUCUGCAGCACGGUUCUCAUCUGGCCACGCAGUUGUCCCUCGGCUCCCCCUUCUCACUGAAUUCGAAUCGGUAACUUGGUGUGCGUGCUUGAUGGGUUGUGUCUCAUCCCUUCCCCCAAACCUGUAAAAACCAAGUCAGUGCUCCCGCAUCGGGGAUCCCCGAUCUCCCAUCUCUUUCCCCCCUGAGCUCCGAGGAGAUGGGGGCUCCCUGUGUUGAAGUGCUUUGAAAGAGAACACAGCCUGUGCUCUGUUUGAGUGGUGUGACUACGCAGCCUUGCAAGCCAAGCUGUGUCAAUCUGCUCUGCUUUCUGCCCACCCCGAGACAAGAAUUAGGCUUGUAUGUGAUGUCAGUGCUGCACACUGGGGAGGGGGUGAGUACAGACACUGGUCUUGAAAAGAAUCAACAGCAAGAGAAAUCCUCUCUUUCCACAGUCUGGGUGCAACAGGCCCAGCUUUCCUCCCCUCUUCACUUACAGGUCUUAUAGUUACCCAGUUAACCCAACUACCACGUUAAUUGUUACUUAUGUCACUGUUUCACAGUUUGCUUUCCUCUCCCUUGUGGUUAAUUGUGUGUGUGUUUCGGUAUUCUGGAGCUCUGCCUCUGAACGCUUUGAGUGUAGGGGACAGAGUUGUGAGCCGGCAGAAUCCAUGAAGCUGGAGCUCCCAGAUUUGUCGUUUUGUCUCUAGGCUGACCUGACUCGAGGGCAUUUCUGGGCGUGGUUAUGGAUCUCGCAGAACUGAGCUCCUUAAACUGCAAAAUACACACAGACGCCAAGGGCAAGGAGACACAAUUUCAGACGUGAAGUGUUGGCCUACCUGUGUCGGAAACGAGCUCAUUCACGCGAUCAGCUUCACGACCCCUUACAGAAAAUCACACAAGUUUAAUCGCUUCGCGAAUGACCUUGUUUCAGAUACGUGGUGCUAAUUCUUAGGUCUGCAUCUGUAAGUAAGGUUGUAUAUAUUUUGUCUUUUCGGUAGCACGCAAGUUUAAUUCAGUCAUUCCCAGCCUGUGUGGAAGAGUUGCGAAAAUUGUGCAAUUUGUCAGGAAUGCGUAGUUCCUCCUCCUGCGCUGACACCCCGUAAGAAUUCCUGCCCGCCUUGCAACAGGCCCGCAGCAGGAGACUGAGCCAUUCCGACCCCUGGAGUCACACAAAAGAGCCGAUCUCUUUUGCGGUAGUCUACAGCAUCCCGCAGCGCCUCUGAGUCACAAACUGCAGCACCUCCGUGCUGCAGAAGACCAGGACUGGGAGGGCGUUUUCUGGGAGGCCUGCUGAAGCACCGGUUCUGAGGGAACAAGUAGAUUCACCAUUUCUGUUUUCUUGUACACCCUGUGACUUAAUGGACCGUGACCACAUUCACUGCAGUUCGGCAUUGAAGACGUAUCGGAAUGGGUGACAUGCAGCCAGGGGUGUAUCCCGCCUUGUGCCUGUUGCUUGCUGGGAUAGGCUCUGGCUCCCCCGUGACCCUGGACUGGAUGAAGAGGGAUGGAUUCAUUGGAAUAGCCUCUCCCUAACGCAGGAAUUUCGGUGUAUCCAUGUCUCCCACAAUGACUGGUUCCUGUAGCCUCCCAGUAAACGAAGCUCCGGUCCUGCGUCAUGCGGCUCUGCUGCCCUGUUACGGUCUCUGUGGAUUCGGGAUCAAGCGUGCUGCAGUGUCCGUAUCGAGGCUGUCCCUGGGGCUGUGCCUGGAUUUGAACGGCACGGAUAGUCUUGUCAUAGGAAGAGGGACCAUUCUGGAUUUAAGCUCAACUAAUGUCAUAACGGGAAAAACAAAAUCCCGAUUCUCGAAUAGAGCCUUCGAGAUUUUACCUGUUUGACAGGGAAAGAGUGUCGAGUGUGUUGCUCAUGAGAUGGGGCUAGACACUCCUUAAAUCUCGCUGCAUUGUGAAAUCUGGGUGUGAGAUCGAGCCUCAGCCCUGAAGCUGAGGAGUGUUUGUCAUUGUGAUGCAAGCUUUUUUCAACACAAUGCCCACAUUAGAUUCCAUUUAAAAACAUCUUUAACUGACGGACAUACGGUUUCCGAUAGAAAAGUCUUUGCUUCAGUUGUAGUCACUGUGUGCCAAAAUGAGCUACAAAGAUGCCACACUAGAAUUAAACAAUUUCUUUGGAUUUGCUAGUAGUAUAUUCCAUGUUGAUGCUAUAUUGAAGAGCAGGUUUGGCUGUAAUUUCCGAUUUCCAUUAGGACAGGAAGCAGAGCUAUGGAGCUGGAAUCAGGCUGUUCCUGUCUCGAGUCAAGUGCUCUGCUUAGCCGACCUGUCCAAUGAAUUCUUCUCCAUUUGUUUCCUGGGAGUGCUUUUUGUUGCGGGCAGCAGUGUGAGGUGAUUCCCAAGGACGACGUUCCUUCCUCAUGUCCAGGAAAAUGCUUGGAGAGCGAUUCCCGAAUUUCCCCAGAAAGGACCUGAUGGUUACGUUGAGCAUCAGCCAUUAGGUGGGCUUUUUUCCCCCAUAUUUGAUUGUAAAUAUUUUUCACUAUGAGGCUCUACUUAGCUGAUGUACUUUUUGUUACUGUUCUUUAUUGAUUAUUGAUAAUUGAUUUGCUGCACUGGGUCUGUUGGACAGUUAUAGUCUGUAAUCUUAUGUCUCAAAGGCAGGGUAUUUUGUUUUUUUUUUUGUCAAAGAUGAAGUUGUUUAUUUUAUGAAAUAUUCCGCCCAAAAAUCAAAGAAGAUUUUUUAUUCCACUCGUUCCACUAGCUGUCCAUGGGUGUUCAUGGACUCUCUCACACCACCACAGUUGUCACAGCUCUACACGAGAUGUGGGUAGUGGGUCAGCAGCUUUUUUUGUGGCCUGAUCGGACUUCCUCUGGGUGUUUUUUUUUUAUUUGCCAACCACUGCUUGUGAUCCCCGGAUGCUGCCUGAGCUAACACAUUAGCCAGGUCUGCUGUUGCCUUCGGGAGCGCACCAGUGUCACUUGGCCACAGCCAUGCUAUUUGUCAGGUCAUAUUCCCAUAGCAUGGCACACUGAAGAAAAAGCCUGGUUUUGCGCUCCUGUACACUCUGCAGGAAUCAUGGGACAAACCAAGUGCUUGGUUGUUCCUGCUGCUCUGGAGGGAACGAGUCAGUUCUAUGAAACAUGUCAUUCUGUAGAGUUCUGCAAGGCUGAGGAAGAUAAAGUGAGCUACGGUUUCUUUAGCACACUCUCUUUGGGCUUGUCCGAUCCAGAGCCUGUUUUCAGCAGAUCGUUUAAAUGAGUGUGCCUGGUGAGAAUAGGAAUGGCAGACUUCUAAGGGGAAAAUGUAGGUGGCAUUGGUGAACCAGUAGGUGGUGCUCUUCCAUCUGGACUACAAUUUACAAAAUGUCCCUGUGUGAUUGCAAUGGAAAAGGUGCUGUCCUUUGGAAGUGAUACUUAACAAAGGUCCUGGAGAUGUGAGAUCCCAGGACACUCUUUGUAAGAGUAGGAUUGCCACCCCAUGUGAGCUGGCUGGAUUCCACUCUGGCCUACCUACCAUUUCCCCUUUAAUUUGAUCACUUCUCCCCUGAUCUGCAGUGUCGUGGGCCUGCUGUGGGUCACGAAGGGGGGUGGACUAAGUGGGACCCCUCCUGUAUGUAAAAUGCUUUAGUAUCCUUUUGGAUGGAAAGUGCUGAAUACAUCCAACAGCAAUAACAGGACUGCUCCCGAGUCUGCGCUCAUCUCUCUGUCGAUCAGGGGCGGAGGGGAUGGAAGGCCCCUCUUGCUCUGGCAUGGGAAGAGUGGAGGGAGUGCUUUCGGGACUGGGGGUUUGGGAAGGCCCUGUGCUGGACUGGCGUCCCGGCCAGGGUGAACCCUGCCUUGCACCUGUUGCUUGCAGGGAUAGGCUCUGGCUCCCUUGCAACCCUGAACUGGCAUCUCCCAGUAAAGAGGGAGAGACGAGCGCAGACUCGAUGAAUGGGUCCCGGUGCGACAACAGAGGCCAAGCCUACUGGCCAGGGCUGCACAAUGCAAUCGUGUUGCUUCUUCUCUGCAGACAUUUUGCACUGGUAACAUGAAGAGUAGCUGCAUGUACAUUAUGCACACAUGAUAAUUCCUGGGUGUACUUCCUCAUGCUUUGCGAGUAACAGCCUUGAAAAGAGAGGUGAAGAAUGGGCCUCUGGUCACAUGACACGGCUGUUCACCCGUUGCCACGGUUACUGCCACAGACAGGGAAGCGGUUACCUGUACAUAAAUCACCCAGCCGAACUGUCACCUGGAUUUGUUGGGGUCUAAAACUCGCCUGCGAUUUUACAUUGACACUUGUACUUUGAGCCAUUUAUUUGUGUGGCCUUAUAGCAAUUUUGUUGAUGGUAUCAGUGUUUUAAGAAUUUCAGCUUCUGUUUUUUUUUAAGUUGGUUUAAAUGUGAAUUAUUAAUGAAAAGGGAUGUAGUUUCAUAUUUAUCUCUCUGUUCACUUCUAGGUUUUUAUGACAUUUUUGUCCUUUUGGUCGGCUGUUUUAUUUAUUCUUUUCUUUCUUCGGCUCCUGUGUUUUUUUCCGGGAAUGUGCUUGAUUAUUUUGUAGUAGGGUUAGUGUUUCCAGUCAGUUUUUCAAUGGAUAGUGUAAUAUUAAUGCUACGUGGAGAUCUGGAAGUCACAGUUUCCCCUGUGUCGGGGUGCACUCAGUUUGUGGCUGUACGUCCUGAACGUGAUCAGAAUAAACCUGUUUUGCGUAUGAACUGUC
Messenger RNA from Lepisosteus oculatus (spotted gar), 5693 nucleotides. It is a transcript of the gene arf3a, whose product is annotated as ADP-ribosylation factor 3a. Gene Ontology annotation, biological process: vesicle-mediated transport; intracellular protein transport. Gene Ontology annotation, molecular function: GTPase activity; GTP binding. Gene Ontology annotation, cellular component: cytoplasm; plasma membrane. The record is from RefSeq and is a predicted model, not a curated record. NCBI's taxonomy places the organism in Eukaryota, Metazoa, Chordata, Actinopteri, Semionotiformes, Lepisosteidae.